AUGGCCCCGCGCGACAAGGACCCAGAGUACUCCCCCGCCUCCCUCCCGGAGGACCACAGGCUAGUCAAGCUCGGCCCCCCGCAGGGCUCGGGCAACUUUACCUGCACCGACACGGACGGCGUCGAGCGGCUCGUCGAGAUGCCCGGCAAGGUGCGGCGCGUGAGCUAUGCUGCGCGGGGAUCCUUCGCGUUCAUCAAGCUCUUCCCCGAGUCGGACGCGCGGCUGGCCGGCGAGAUCGUGCACGUCGUCCAGGGCACCGAGAUCAAGGCGUGGAGACGGGCAGGCGAGUGGCCCGCAGCCUUCGAUGUCGAGACUACGCCUGCCGAGGCGCCGGCACCCGCCGCCGACAGCGACGACGACGACGAGCCCCUGCCCGAGAACCCCAACAGGCGGCACAUCAUCGUCGACGAGUCCGACUCGGAGGAGGACAGCGACGACGAGUAG
This is a messenger RNA of Vanrija pseudolonga, 444 nucleotides long. It is a transcript of the gene SPBC146.08c, whose product is annotated as S1-like domain-containing protein. NCBI's taxonomy places the organism in Eukaryota, Fungi, Basidiomycota, Tremellomycetes, Trichosporonales, Trichosporonaceae. Gene Ontology annotation, biological process: translational initiation. The coding region runs from base 1 to 444 and encodes 147 amino acids. The transcript is spliced from 3 exons. The record is from RefSeq and is a predicted model, not a curated record. Gene Ontology annotation, cellular component: nucleus. Gene Ontology annotation, molecular function: translation initiation factor activity.